Dermacentor silvarum is the source of this 415-nucleotide messenger RNA. RefSeq names its product membrane metallo-endopeptidase-like 1. The coding region runs from base 23 to 415 and encodes 130 amino acids. The transcript is spliced from 3 exons. Gene Ontology annotation, cellular component: plasma membrane. The record is from RefSeq and is a predicted model, not a curated record. Gene Ontology annotation, biological process: protein processing. Lineage: Eukaryota; Metazoa; Arthropoda; Arachnida; Ixodida; Ixodidae. Gene Ontology annotation, molecular function: metalloendopeptidase activity.
UGUGUACAACUACCUUGGCUUCAUGAAGGCUUUCGAGCUGCUGCCAUUGGUGUCGAAACAGUUCCAAGCGCUGUACAGUGAACUCAAGCACGCAGUGUAUGGAGUGAAGAAAGAUCUACCUCGCUGGAUGACGUGCGUAGCUCAUCUCCAGGAGAUCAUGAAGAACACCAUCGGCCGCCUCUAUACGGAGAAGCGGCUCACGAAGGAAGCCAAGCAGGAGGGACAAGUGCUUGUUCAGGAGAUUGGAAAGUCGUUAAACACCCGCCUGCGCCACAUUGUUUGGAUGGACUUCGAAACACGUGAUAAAGCACGACAAAAGCUUUGGGAGAUGAAAAAAAGGGUUGCCUAUCCGGAGAUGUUUCUCAGCGACGAAUACAUCGACAAGGAAUUCAGCACCGUAAGUUUUGACGACUAA